AUGGAUUGUGUGAUCGCUGCGGAGACGCAGAUAAAUUGGAAGUAUUAUUUCGUUAUCAUCAUUUUCUCUGUCGCAGAUUUUCCUUUCAGUUUGUCACAAAUUGGACAGUUUGGCUUCCAACCUUUUUCAGACCAGUUAUCACGAAGGAAAUACAAUGCUCUUAAAAAAUCAAUCAAAAGAGACCCCUAUGAAGUCUGGUAUCACAAAGACAAUUACAAAUCCUUGGGGGACAUGUCCAUUACGCCUGAGAUAUAUAUAAAAGAAACUGUGGAGCGAGCAUCAACCACACAGCGACUUCAAAAUGUUAUGGCAAAGGUUUUGCGCGGUGAGAACAUUGGCUUCGUAGUCAUGGGGGGAUCUAUAUCUGCUGGCGGUGGAUUAACCAGCGAUUUUUCCAAUCUGAGAGGGAUAUAUUAUCGAGUAUUUAUCGAUUGGUGGCAAAAAGCCGUGCAGCCGUUUACAGGAUCUGUCAUCACACUACACAAUUUAGCUCUUGGAGGGACUGCAAGCAACUUUUUCUCUUUUUGCUACAAAACCUUCAUGAGACCUGGAGAUACCAUAAACAUUGCACUCCUUGAGUUUUCUGUCAACGAUCACAUAGUUUUCAAAGACUCUCGACAUUCGAGAGCGUUAUCUCUCGAAAAUCUUUCAAGGCAACUGCUAAGUGAAGAAUCUUCCCCAGCAGUUAUAUUUGUGAAUUUCAUUGGUGGAAAUAACGCAAUUCCUGUGUGCGACAACCUAGAAAAUCACGGACAGACUUUUCUCGCUAUUCAUUAUGGUAUUACCAGUGUUAGCACGCGUCAAUCCUUAUGUCCAAAUUCGGGGAAGGUCCAUGUUUACUCCAUGUUUUCAUCAGAUCACAAUCAUGCUGGCAUUUUAGCACAUGCACAGAUCGCAAUGAUGAUUAUCAACAUCUUUCGUAAAGCUCUGCUAAAAGCCAUAGAAAGUUCUGAACAGAACUUACAAAAUCAUUUAAGUUCAUACCUAUUACCAAAAUCUGCUUUUUUUAAGGACGACACGGAAACUCUCCCAGACCCACUAUGUUAUUCUCUAAUUACACCAGAUGUAACUGAAAAAUUUUUUCGUCCUUCGCUCUAUGUCAGGGAAAUCGCAAAUAUGGGGUUUACGAAUAUUCGUGGUAUUCCUAUCGGGUACCGUAAAGAAACUGUUGUACAAACUGAACCCGCACCAGUGCGAAAUGAUGGCUACAGUGGAUGGAAAGCAGAAGCAGCGUAUUCUACAUUAAAGCUACGAUUUUUCGUACCUUUCUCAAGAUCUGAAAUAAGCAAUACCGUUGUCAUAGCGUUUCGCACCACUGGUGGAGGUGGAAAAGCAAAGGUGUGGUUGGAUAACGACGAGGCUGGUGUUAUGGUUGACACUUCCUCUAACUUUGGACACACAAGGCUCAUCCCCGUCGCCUAUCACGUGCCCUUUGGAAGUCACGUACUGAAUUUCAAGACAGUAAAUGAUGGGAAAUUUGUGCUGUGUGGUGUAAUGCUUGGAGCUAAAAGUCAUCUAGUUAAUGAGAUGAAGUAAAUGCAUCAUAGGAAUUUCCUUUUUCCCAUCACUGGCGAGAUGAACUAAUGUAGGAGGGCCACGCUGGGAAUCGGACGAUGAGAAAUGAAAGCUGGAUUAUGUUUUUCCAGUUUCCUAUUUCAAAACCAACCAAACCUUUGCCAAUCCUGCUACUCUUUUCAAUGGAUUAAGUUACUUAGGCUGGGGCCGUUUGUGUUAAGUGGACAGAAUCGACUGAGAUAAUUGUAGGUGUAAAACAGUGUACAUAGGGCGCGCUUAAUAUGUAAAGGAACAUCUCAUGAUACAACUGUCUAUGUUACAAAUUUUGGAUUAAAGUUAAAUGUUCUUGCAUAAAAGUUUUUAAAUGAAGUCAAAUUCAUUGAUGGCUAUUCCAGAAAAAAAUGUGCAAAAUGGAGCUUGAAGCAUUCAUCUUAAUAAAAAAAGAAAAUGUUAUUCUACAUGUACUAGGUAGCUAACUCCUUUAUUUUUACGCUUUUCCCUCCAUGAAAGCUUAGAAAUGUUAUGCGUUCACAAGAAAUAAAAGAAAUUCAAUUCCAUUCGGUUUUACACCAGUUCUAAAGUUCUGGGAAGUGUAAUAGAUAGUGACUGUAGAAAUAAGUUUCCAGAAAUUUCUAGAAUUCUUAGUCAUACUGGCAUGCACACCAUGGAACUUUGUAGAACAUUCUACUAGUUUAAUGAUAAAUACUUAAUAAUUAACACUACUAAAAUACUUGUGUGUAAGCUUCUGGAAUGUUCUAGAACACUUUGUAAAUGUAUAUAAGGACUCGGCCGUGUGAUAAUAGUAGUUCUUGUUGUUGCAGUGUGUAGUCAGUCGAAAGUAACUGUGGCUACGCUUUCAUGAAUUUUUUUUUUCUAAGUCCUUCUCGGACAGUAAAGAGAAGCAAAGUUUUCGAGAUUCGCAACUCACUUA
Molecule: messenger RNA, 2446 nt
Organism: Pocillopora damicornis (cauliflower coral)
Lineage: Eukaryota; Metazoa; Cnidaria; Anthozoa; Scleractinia; Pocilloporidae
Source: RefSeq, a predicted model, not a curated record